CCGUUGUGGAAAACAUCUUUACUUCGGUCUUCCUUUCCUGGAUACGAUAAAAAAACAACCUUAGAGAUGAAGAGAAACAUUACUGCAGAACAGAUAUCAGAUUGGUUCACUUUGGGAACUAAGUUUGCGAAUAUUAAAUUAACAGAUGAAGAUGCAAAAGAAAAGUUGGAUGAACCUUCAUCGAAACAGGCCAGCCCAUCAGAAGUCCCUGCUGAUCAGGGCAGUCCGAACAACAAGAACUCCAGUGGAGGACUGGGGACAAAAAGAGCAGAAGCAGGGAGUAAUCCUCCUCCACUAGCGAGCUACGAGUAUCCCAGCUUGCCCAUAACCAAAAACAGACAGGAGCUCAUUUCUCUAAUAGAAAACAACUCUGUAGUGAUCAUCCAUGGAGCCACAGGCAGUGGCAAGACCACCCAGCUGCCCCAGUUCAUUCUGGACCACUGCAAUGAAAAAAAUGCCUCAUGCAACAUUGUGGUCACCCAGCCACGCAGAAUUGGUGCCACCAGCAUCGCCAGAUGGAUUGCCACAGAACGAAAGUGUACCCUGGGUAGUUUAGUGGGGUAUCAGAUCGGGCUGGAGAAGAUGGCUACUGAGCACACCCGACUCAUCUACAUGACCACAGGAGUGCUGCUGCAGAAACUGGUCACAGCCAAGGCCCUGACUGAGUACACCCACAUCUUCAUAGAUGAGGUUCAUGAAAGGACCGAUGAGAUGGACUUUCUCCUGCUGGUUUUGAAAAAGCUCCUUCAUUCAAACUCGCGCUAUGUCAAGAUCAUCCUCAUGUCAGCCACCAUAAACUGCAGACAGUUUGCUGAGUACUUCAGCACCCCGAUUCGUGGCAAGAUGAAUCCAGCCUACGUGUUUGAAGUGGAGGGGUCGCCCUAUGCUAUCGAGGAGUUUUACCUUGAUGACCUCCGCAGCCUGUUCCCCUGCAGGAUUGAAGAUCAACAUCCAGAUGAGCCUCACAUCUCAGAGCAGAUGUACAAUCUUGCCAUCAGUCUCAUCCAGAGCUUUGACGAGAUGGAGGGUAAAGAGCCGAGCAGCAAGGCAGAGAAAGAGGGUUUGUCAGAGAGAGGUAGUGUGCUGGUUUUCCUCCCUGGUAUACAUGAGAUAAGAUACAUGCAGGAGGCCUUGGCCAAGCUGGUCCGCAAACGCUUGCAGGUUUAUCCUCUCCACUCCACUGUGACUCUGGAAGAGCAGAACGGUGUGUUUCUGGUCCCUGCUCCAGGAUACAGGAAGGUCAUCCUUUCCACCAACAUUGCCGAGAGCUCCGUCACUGUCUCUGACGUCAAAUAUGUGAUUGACUUUUGCCUGGCCCGUCACUUGGUCUGUGACCAAGAGACCAAUUACCAGUCCCUACGCCUCACCUGGGCAUCCAAGACCAACUGCAACCAGCGCAGAGGUAGAGCAGGACGAGUGUCAAAGGGCUACUGCUACCGGCUGGUUAGCAAAGAGUUCUGGAGGAGAGAUAUGCGAGACUAUAUGAUCCCUGAGAUGCUGCUCGCCCCACUGUCCAGCAUCAUGCUGAAGGUGAAGCUGCUGGACAUGGGAGACCCCCGCGCUCUCCUCUCCACGGCUCUCUCACCCCCGAAUCUGAACGACAUCGUCAGGACAGUGCUGCAGCUCAAAGAGAUGGGCGCACUCUCUGUGAAAAACAGCCGCGUUGUUCAGAAUGAGGACGGCGAGCUGACGUUUCUGGGUCGGGUGUUGGCUCACCUCCCUGUGGACUUGUACCUGGGGAAGAUGAUUGUGCUGGGCCACGUCUUCGGCUGUCUGGACGAGUGCCUCAUCAUCGCUGCUUCACACUCUCUGAGGAGCUUCUUCGCCAUACCGUCCUUGCAGCAGCUGGCUGGCUACAGGAACAAGCUUGGCUUUGCCCAUGACACCCCGAGUGAUGCCAUAGCUUUUGUCAAUGCCUUCAAGGCAUGGCACUCAUCCAAAAGAAAAGGACAGCUGAGGCACCCAAAGGAUGAGCUCACCUGGGGAAAGGAGAACUUCAUUCAAAUCAAGAGGCUCAGAGAGGUUGCAGAGCUCUAUGAUGACCUGAAGAUGCGUGUGUCCCAGUUCAACAUGCAUGUGGCAGAGUGCUCCCAGCCCAUGGACUACACCAACCUGCACAGACAGAGGUUCAUCCUUCAGGUCGUCAUCGCUGGUGCCUACUACCCCAAUUACUUUAUCCAGGGGGACAUAGACGAGGCGCUGGCUUCCAAAGAGCUGAGUGGCCACGACCUCAGAACAACAGUGAUAGUGAGGAACUUGCCGCCAUACAGUUUCCUUUACUACAAACAGCUGCAGUCUCUGUUCCGCCAGUGUGGCCAGGUCAAGACCAUUUCCUUUGAGGGCUCCAGAGGAUAUGUGGAGUUCUACAGUACAGCCCAGGGCUCCGGGGUGCUGCCAGAGGUGUCCCUCUCCCUCCUUCUGGCCCAUCAGAAUCCGGGCCUGCAGCUGUCCCUCUACUCCAGUGAUGAAGUGGAAAUGUGUUCUAGGGAGACAACCGUAUCUCACAUGAAAUAUGCACGGGUGAAUGUAGACUUCCAGAGCCACACCAUCCGCCCUGUGGGACUUCUGAGCAGCGCCAUCAACCCAAAGAAUCUCCCUCCCAGCCGCUUGUUUGUGGUCAACAUCACAGAGGUGGUGGAGGUGGGUCACUUCUGGGGCUUCCAGGCAGACGAGGCCAGCGUGGAGAGUCAGCGCCGCCUGACAGCAGACAUCAACGCGCGGCAACUGAAUCCUGUUACUGUGUCCCUCUACCCAAACCUGCUGUGUCUGGCUCCCUACUCGGAGAGUAAUGACCAGUGCCUGUACUACCGGGCCAAGGUCCUGCAUGUGCGUGGCAACUCAGUGGAGGUUUUCUUUGUGGAUUUUGGCAACAGAACCCUCGUCACCUGCAGCAGCCUCAGGGAGCUUCCCUCUGACCUCAUGUCACAGCCGUUCCAGGCACAGGAGUUUUGCAUCGCUGGCAUGCGUCCCUCGGCUCAGUCCAUGAUCAUGGGUCAUCGGUGGAGCAGCCGUGCCCGCAACCGCUUCAUCACGCUGGUGAAGGGCCAUUCACUUUUCGUGUCACUGUACUCCGUCCUGCAUGGUGUCAUGCGCGUGGAGCUGCUCAUCAACACAGAGGCAACCACCACCAGCGUGGCCGACAUGUUUGUGGAGGAGGGACACGCCAUCAAGGCCGAGGAGAGUUACGACUCCAAGGAAAACCACAAGAUGCUGGUGUCCCUCUACAAGGACCUGGAGGAAGGCAAGUACGUACCCAAUUCCACCAGCAGCUCCUGGGUGGACCGCAAGGAGGAGGAGAAACGGCUCAUUGACACCCUGAUCACCCACUUCUCCAAGAGUCCACAGUCCUAUUCCAAGACCAAGGUGAAUGUGUAUGGACCAUCCAGUCCUUACAAAAUCAAGCUCCACAGUUCGAGCUAUGUCACCGACUACAAGCCAGUGAUCGUCGAGAUGAGCAGCAUCAACUCGUUGGCCCUGAAUGAGAAUCCUCAGGACAAACAUGAGAGGAUGCUGGUGGCUGGAUCAGUGUCAGUCAACACUACAGGUUCACGUAUUCUGUUGAAGGAUACCACCCUGAUGCCUGACAUCCCCGGACUGCCUGCUCUCGUCACCAUGCUCUUCACCCCUGUGAUGGAGCUACGCACCAAUGGUGAGAGGACCUGCUACACUGGCGCCCUCUGUGGCCUGGGGUGGGACAGUCACACUCAGGAGGCCAUCCUGCAUGAGCACGACAUAGAGCUCACCUUCGAUGUCAAGUUCGAUGUUGAGGACAUCACCGAGAUCAACGCCUUGCGAGCGGCCAUCAACCGCCUGGUGUGUGAGGGUCCCAGCGGGACCCUGCAUCUGGGGCCUGACAGGAUCAGCCAGCUACAGGAAGACUGCCAAGAGCGCCUUAUCAGACUUUUUGCCAAAUCUCCACCAAGAGAAAAUGUCUCUCCAGUUUACCAUGAGAAACCAGGGAAAUGGAACCAGGUGGAUCCCACUCUGAGGAUGGAUAUUGCUCAGCCUGGAGACAGAAAGACCAGAGGUGUUCUCUUCCAGCUACAUCCUGUCAUUCUGCUCAACAACUGAGAAAGUGUUUAUAAUGUAUUUUAUUUCUUUAUCAAAAUGCAUUUUAAUUUCACUGGAUCAUUGAGGACAACUGUUUAAGUUCAAUUGGAACUGUAGCUUUCAGCAGCACAGAAAAAGAAAAAUGCACAGUCAUAGUUCUCUGUUUAGUGGCCAGGACUUGUUUUGGUUUCACCAAGUUUAAAUGAGCAGCUUUUAUUAAAAUGUUGAUGUUUGUAAGUCCAUCCUGAUGUAUAAUUUUUUGUAAAUGUGCCUCAACAGUGGCUUAAUAAAUAUGUUCCUGUUAACAGCA
Messenger RNA from Myripristis murdjan (pinecone soldierfish), 4360 nucleotides. It is a transcript of the gene tdrd9, whose product is annotated as tudor domain containing 9. Gene Ontology annotation, cellular component: intracellular anatomical structure. The transcript is spliced from 35 exons. Gene Ontology annotation, molecular function: RNA binding; ATP binding; helicase activity. The record is from RefSeq and is a predicted model, not a curated record. NCBI's taxonomy places the organism in Eukaryota, Metazoa, Chordata, Actinopteri, Holocentriformes, Holocentridae. The coding region runs from base 67 to 4071 and encodes 1334 amino acids.